AUGGAUCCAGACAACAGUUCGGUGCCGGUAUUGACAUCUAUUGGUGAUCUUCUCGGAAUUGGUUUACUUUAUAUCGUCUUUUCAUUCUUGCAUCGUUUCGCUCCCUCAACUGUUCUUUAUCAACGAUAUCAAACGAUGAAUGUAACAGGACAGUGCGGUAUUGAUUUCUGA
Messenger RNA from Loa loa (African eye worm), 171 nucleotides. RefSeq lists its product as hypothetical. Lineage: Eukaryota; Metazoa; Nematoda; Chromadorea; Rhabditida; Onchocercidae. The record is from RefSeq and is a predicted model, not a curated record. Gene Ontology annotation, biological process: monoatomic cation transport. The coding region runs from base 1 to 171 and encodes 56 amino acids. Gene Ontology annotation, molecular function: monoatomic cation transmembrane transporter activity. The transcript has a single exon.